CCUUACACAAGGUAAACAAACGGAUGGUUGACGUCAUAUAACUUAACACACACUGCCUGAUUAUUAUUAAUCAUGGAAAGAGUAAGUCGAACACUGCUCACUGCUUUGCUGGGUCAUCGCAGGACUAUAUGUUCCCUAAUACACAGACUACCCAACAUAGUCACUUGCAGUGCACAGUCACAGAAAAAUAUUAUGUGUGCACCUUUAAGAAGAAAUCUUAUUGAAAGGUCUUCACAUACAUUGAGCGCUGUAGCAUGGAAAACCCUCAACCGUGAAUUUAUUGCUGUUACUAAGCUUUUGGAAAGGUCUGGGGUGCCCCGAUCAGAGCAGAUGGCACUGUUACAACGCAGUUUUCACACCUCUGCCUCUCAGUUCAAUCAGCCUGGCCGAGGUGGGCCAGCUGGAGGAAGUGGAGGUCCAUCUCAGGGCAGUAAUGGUGGUAAUGAUAAUAAGAAAAAUGAUAAUGAUGAAAGGAAAGGUAUGUUAGCCAAGGCAGCCCUGUGGAUGUUGACAGCAUAUAUGUUUAUUGCCAUCAUCUCCCUCCUCUUCCCCAGCAGUAACCAACCUGAGAUGGCACGUUAUGUCUCAUGGAAUGAGUUUGUCCAUCACAUGCUGGACAAAGGAGAAGUGGAAGAAGUAAUUGUGCGCCCAGAUUUAGACAUUGUUACCAUUAUCCUCCAUGAGGGGGCAGUCAUCAAAGGCAAAAAGAUGGAACAGAGAACUUUCCACAUGAACAUAGUUGAUCUUCAGCACUUUGAAGACCGUUUACGUGAAGCUGAAGCCAAAUUAGGAAUUCGGCCAGAUCAAGGAAUACCAGUAGUGUAUGAGAGAAGUGGAGAUACAGCAGGUAGACUUCUAGCAUCUAUCAUUGUUGUGGCUAUUAUUGUCUCACUUCUCUCAAGGAACAUGAAUAUCAAGGGACCACUCAGCAUCGAGGGAAUGUCUCAGAUGACACGAGCAAAGUUCACAAUCAUUGACCCUCUUAUGCCUGGGUCUGGACGAGGAGUCAAGUUUUCUGAUGUUGCUGGAUCAAAGGAAGCCAAGCAAGAGGUUAUGGAAUUUGUUGACUUUUUGAAGAAUCCAGAUAAAUAUAGGUCUCUUGGAGCAAAGGUUCCAAAGGGUGCUCUCUUGUUGGGUCCUCCUGGCUGUGGUAAGACUUUACUGGCAAAAGCUGUGGCUACGGAGGGUCGGGUGCCAUUCCUAGCCAUGAAUGGAUCAGAGUUUACUGAAAUGAUUGGUGGUCUUGGUGCUGCAAGAGUAAGAGACCUUUUCAAAGAAGCAAGAAAACGGGCUCCAUGUAUUGUUUACAUUGAUGAGCUUGAUGCAAUUGGUCGCCAGCGCUCCAGUAAUGUCAGUGGGUUUGAUGGUGGGUCAGGUGAAUCUGAACAAACAUUGAAUCAGCUUUUGGUGGAGAUGGAUGGUAUUGGUUCAAAAGAAGGAGUUGUCCUUUUAUCUUCAACAAACCGUCUUGAUAUACUUGAUAAAGCACUACUACGGCCUGGAAGAUUUGACCGCCACAUCUUGAUGGAUCUUCCAAAUAUGGAAGAACGCCGUGAAGUUUUUGAACAUCACCUGAAGAGCAUAGUUUUGGAGAAACCAUCGACUUACUAUUCUCGACGAAUGGCUUCUCUUACUCUAGGAUUCAGUGGUGCUGAUAUAGCCAAUGUUGUCAAUGAGGCAGCACUACAUGCUGCCAGAUAUGGCAAGAAGAUGGUAACAGCCCUUGAUUUGGAGUAUGCAGUUGAACGUGUAGUUGGUGGAACUGAAAAGAGAUCUCAGGCACUAUCUCCAGAGGACAGGAGAGUUGUUGCUUUUCAUGAGUCUGGCCAUGCCUUGCUUGGCUGGUUGCUUGAACACACAGACUCACUGCUCAAGGUCACCAUUGUCCCAAGAACUAAUCAGGCACUUGGAUUUGCUCAAUAUAUACCAAAGGAUCAAAAGCUCUACACUCAGCAACAGAUAUUUGAGAGGAUGUGCAUGGCUCUUGGAGGUCGUGUUGCAGAAUCUUUGGUAUUUAAUCGAGUAACUACAGGUGCACAAAAUGAUCUUGAAAAGGUCACCAAAAUGGCAUAUGCCCAGAUACGAUCAUUUGGGUUCAGUGAAUUAGUUGGUCAGGUGUCCUUCCCUGAAGAAGAAACUAGGGAAGUUGGGCGACGGCCAUUCUCUCAAAAGUUAGCAGCAAGUAUUGAUGAAGAAGCUUCCCGGCUAAUAUUUGAUGCAUAUAAAAAAACAGAAGAAGUCCUGAAGGCAAAUAUGGAUAAAUUAAGACUGCUGGCCGAGGCUUUGCUGCAGAAGGAGACCCUAAACUAUGACGACGUUGAAGCAAUACUUGGUCCACCUCCAUUUGCCAAUAAAGUAGCUAUAGAACCAAUACAGUUUGAGGGGGAAAUCAAUACUUGGAAAGAAGCUGGUAAACAAAGUUGAGGUGUCUAAAUUAUACAUUCUUUAGUUCAUUUAUAUCGACAAUAUAACCUCUGUCAUAUAUUUUUUUGUGUGAUCUUUGUUUUUGUAUAUAAAUAAAUAAUAAAUCGUAAAUAAUGUU
Messenger RNA from Homarus americanus (American lobster), 2542 nucleotides. It is a transcript of the gene Spg7, whose product is annotated as paraplegin-like. Gene Ontology annotation, molecular function: ATP hydrolysis activity; zinc ion binding; ATP binding. The record is from RefSeq and is a predicted model, not a curated record. Lineage: Eukaryota; Metazoa; Arthropoda; Malacostraca; Decapoda; Nephropidae. The transcript is spliced from 15 exons. Gene Ontology annotation, cellular component: m-AAA complex; membrane. The coding region runs from base 73 to 2424 and encodes 783 amino acids. Gene Ontology annotation, biological process: mitochondrial protein processing; protein-containing complex assembly.